Messenger RNA from Colletotrichum destructivum, 687 nucleotides. RefSeq lists its product as uncharacterized. Bases 258 to 497 code for a protein of 79 amino acids. Lineage: Eukaryota; Fungi; Ascomycota; Sordariomycetes; Glomerellales; Glomerellaceae. The record is from RefSeq and is a predicted model, not a curated record. The transcript is spliced from 3 exons.
AAGCAGGGCAUCUCCGCCCAUAUAUUACGGCCCGUCAUAGAUUGAGUACUAACGUACUAGAUAAGGAAAGGAGGCCGGCUGGAGAUGGUGCCCAGUGAGUGGUUAUCCGAAAGCGAGGGGGUUGCAAUUUAGUAUAUAUGCACGAUCGACAACCCGCCGACUUCGGUAUUGGCAGCAUGUCUAGACGUGUCUCUACAACCCAGUCUCUGUUUCCAAAGUCAAUCCUUCUCUAGCUCGACGAAUCCAGCGCAGCAACCAUGGUCUCCUUCAAGAUCCUUGCCCUCACGGUUAUGGCCUCCUCUGUCUCCGCCCAACAGCUGUUCUCUUGCUGGUGUGGCCCCAACCAGGGGACAACACGCACCGCUUGCGACGCCUUGCACGACAGUGCAUGGAUGGAAAGUGGCCGCUGCAUCGUUAUGGAGUCCGCUGCCAGGGAUUACUUCAUCAACACUGCUUGCUCCUACGGUCCCGGCAGCGAGUGGUGCGAUACCCGUUGAGGUUGCAAUAUGAGCCCCAGUAAUCUAGGUGAUACCGGGGUGCGGGAAAGUGUACGUGGCAAGAGAUGGAGGGUUUCAAGUGCAUAUAUCCUACUGCAGAGUUGAAAUAGAGCAGUUGAGAAGAAUGGGUGCCAAUUCAAUGAAGACGUGGGCACAGCCUGUGACACCUCGUUCCCGUUCCCGUUCCCGU